AUUGGUUGCACCCCUGCGCUGAAGCCCCGCCCAUUUCCCCGGGUCCUUUGAUCACGCGCCUGCCGGCUCUUCCGGGGCCCGGGAGCCAACCGAGGGCGUUACUGUCCGGGCUGCGGCGGCGGGAGGGAGCCCAGUGGAGGCGCCCUCCCGAGGCACCACUGCCCAUGCUGACUACCCAGCCCUCCGGCUGCCGAUGUCAUGAGUAACACCACAGUGCCCAAUGCCCCCCAGGCCAACAGCGACUCCAUGGUGGGCUAUGUGCUGGGGCCUUUCUUCCUCAUCACCUUGGUCGGGGUGGUGGUGGCUGUGGUAAUGUAUGUCCAGAAGAAAAAGCGGGUGGACCGGCUUCGCCAUCACCUCCUCCCCAUGUACAGCUAUGACCCUGCUGAGGAACUGCAUGAGGCUGAGCAGGAGCUCCUCUCUGACGUGGGAGACCCCAAGGUGGUACAUGGCUGGCAGAGUGGCUACCAGCACAAGCGGAUGCCCUUGCUGGAUGUCAAGACAUGACCUGACCUUCAGAACCGUGGGGUCUUGGAGUGUCCAGAGCCCUGUGGUCUGCUGCCUCCCC
Messenger RNA from Ceratotherium simum simum (southern white rhinoceros), 568 nucleotides. It is a transcript of the gene SMIM29, whose product is annotated as small integral membrane protein 29. The record is from RefSeq and is a predicted model, not a curated record. NCBI's taxonomy places the organism in Eukaryota, Metazoa, Chordata, Mammalia, Perissodactyla, Rhinocerotidae.